AUGAGCACACAAUGGUUAGAGCAAGAGUAUCCCCGGGGUCAAAGAGAACGUAUUGUCAAAUUGGAAAUUGAUGAUAAGAGCUUGAAUGGUGCCUUAAUAUUGGAAGGUUUUAAUAUGUUGGAAGAAUUAUAUUGUUCCAAUAAUGAUUUAACUAGUUUGGACGUGAGUAAUUGCUCAAUGCUUACUUACCUCGAUGUAAAUCACAAUCGACUAUGUGAUAUAAACCUUCCUAAAAAUGAAGCAGGGUUAAAAUAUUUAAACUUGCUCAACAAUAACUUACCUGAACAGGAUUUAAAACGCUUUAGCAAUUUUAUUAAUUUAAAAGAAUUGCAUAUAGGGAACAUUGGAGAUGAUGAUGAGGUUUACAAUCAUUUUAAUGGUAGUUUGGAACCUUUGAAAGGUUUAACGGAAUUGGAAAUGUUAAGCAUCAAUAAUACUGAUAUUGACUCUGGUUUGGAAUAUUUACCAAUUAGUGUUAAAAGUUUACGAUGUUCAGCAGAAAGACCGAAUGCCAAAGUUAAAAGUUUAAAAAUGCAACUUGAGAACUUUGCUAUUGAUUUUCAGCAUGAGUUUCAGGGUAAAUAUCAUUUGAAAGCGUGGAGAGAUUACAUGAGGAUAGAAAGAGAAAAAGUGAUACUUCAAGAACAAUUGGAUAAUUUAAUUAAUGAGCUAACAUCAAAUCAAGAAGAACACCUAAACAUUCAACUAAUAGAAUUGGAAGUUAAGCAAAAAGAGUUAAAAGCAAAAAAAUUUCAAUUAGAGCAAGAAGUUAUAACACUGAAACAGCAAGUCGACGCUUCCAAAGCUGAAUUAGAGCAAAAAGAAAAGGAAUUAAAGAAUAAAGAAAUCGAUUUAAGAAAUUUAACUGCAAAGAAAUUAACAGAAAAGUUGCGGAAAGAGGAAAAUAAUAUAAAAAGAGACCAAGAUCUUAAAAGAGAAGUCAAGGUGGAAUUGGAAAAAAAAUUGGAAGAAGUCGAUAAAGUAUUGAGAAAUAAAAAAGAAUUCAUAACAGAUUUGAAUAACCAAAUAUUACAAAUCGGCUUCGAGAUCGACAGUAUUAAUACUGAGAAAGGAAAUUUAAAACGUCUCAAUGAAGGGUUGAAAAUGUGUGGAGGAAAAAACAGCGUGGAUUUAGGAAAUCAAUUGAAGAAUUUGAAAAAGGGAUUAAGUUCAAAGGAAUUACGGAAGAAAGUAAAGCAAAAAAAUGAUGAACUUGAAAAGGCUAGAAAAAAUGAGAGAAAACUCCAAGAAGAAAAAGAAAAUUUGUUAAAAACAAUAAACAAACUUCAGAAGGAAUUACCAAGCGCUGAGAUAAAAGCCCCCGAUUGUGAAAGAAAGGAUCAACAAAUGGAUCUAAUAGAAAUAGUUCCUCAAAUUGUAGCUAAAGAGGUGGAACUAAAAGAAUCAAUUAACAAUAUUAGGGAAGAACUUAGUAAAAAAAGGAAGCCUAAGUUAGAGGAACUUUUGAAUUUAUUUAAUGGUGGUGCUUCUGAUAAACUGGAAAAAAUCAAAAAAGACCUGUAUAUAGAAUUAUCCGAAGAUGUUAUUAAAGAUCUUCUAAAUAAGCAAGAGGAAGUCAAUAAAUUAUGGCGUCCUUGGAAAACCAAGGACUAA
Funneliformis geosporum is the source of this 1614-nucleotide messenger RNA. The record is from the annotation of a GenBank genome assembly. NCBI's taxonomy places the organism in Eukaryota, Fungi, Glomeromycota, Glomeromycetes, Glomerales, Glomeraceae.